UACACGGCAACAGCGGGGGGCUAUGGGAGGCAGAGGGGGGUUGUGGGACAUGGGGCUAUGGGGCACGGAGCACCGCCCUCACCCCACGGCCCCGUCCCCCUCCCAGAGUUGCUGCGGGCAGCGGGCGCCGGGGGCCGGGCGCUGCUGGUGGCCAAGGGGCCCCUGGGGACGGGGCCGGAGGGCGGACCCCUGGACGUGUGGUGGGUGGUGGGCGACGGGCGGCUCCUGACCCUGCUGCCCCUGCUGCUGCGCCAGCACCCGGAGUGGCGGGGCUGCCCCGUGCGCCUCUUCACCGUCGCCCUCCUGGAGGACAACAGCGUGGUGCUGGCCCGGCUGCUGGAGGCCUUCGCCCGGCGCCUGCGGCUGCCGGCGCGCACCGAGGUGGUGGAGCUGCACGACAGCGCCGUGUCCGCCUACACCUACGAGCGGACGCUGAUGAUGGAGCAGCGCUCCCAGAUGCUGCGGCAGAUGCGGCUCUCGGCGCGGCACAGAGGCUCCGCCCCCUCGCAGGCCCCCAGCGCCGGGGAGGAGGAGGAGGGAGGGAGCGGGCCCACCCCGCAGGGACCGUGCCCGGCCAACGUGCGGCGCAUGCACGCGGCCGAGCGGCUGAACGACGCCAUCGCGCGGCGCUCGGGGGGAGCGCGCCUCGUGCUGCUCGACCUGCCCGCACCGCCACCCCCGCCCCGGCCCCGCGACGACAACUACGUGGAGUUCCUGGAGGUGCUGACGGAGGGGCUCGGCCCCGUGCUGCUGGUGCGCGGUGGGGACUAAACCGGUACAGACCAGUAAGGACCAGUCCAGGCCUGCAUCGAGCGGGACGGCACCGGCACAGAGCCGCUCUGCGCUGCCGUGCUCCCUGCACGGCCCCAGGGCUCCCAGUACGGCCCUGACGCUUCCAGCACACGCAGCCUGGGGCCCAGUGCUCCCAGUCCGGGUCUCAAGGCUGGCGGUACGAUCCCAGUACGCUGAGCACGCUGCCGCUGUGCUCCCAGUAAACCGAGCGCGCUCCCAGUAUGGGCUGAGUGUGCUCCCAGUACCCUGAGCGCUCUCCUUGUGCUCCCACUGUGCGUCCCCGCACACCGAGCGCGUCCCAGCGCUCCCAGUCCCAGCCAGUACCCCCCCACCAAUAAACUCUUCCCUACACA
This is a messenger RNA of Numida meleagris (helmeted guineafowl), 1145 nucleotides long. Its product is annotated as solute carrier family 12 member 6-like. NCBI's taxonomy places the organism in Eukaryota, Metazoa, Chordata, Aves, Galliformes, Numididae. The record is from RefSeq and is a predicted model, not a curated record. Gene Ontology annotation, molecular function: potassium:chloride symporter activity. Gene Ontology annotation, cellular component: membrane. Gene Ontology annotation, biological process: potassium ion homeostasis; cell volume homeostasis; chloride ion homeostasis. The coding region runs from base 58 to 771 and encodes 237 amino acids. The transcript has 6 exons.